Adineta ricciae is the source of this 1611-nucleotide messenger RNA. NCBI's taxonomy places the organism in Eukaryota, Metazoa, Rotifera, Eurotatoria, Adinetida, Adinetidae. The record is from the annotation of a GenBank genome assembly.
AUGCGCUUGAGUUUAAUAGUUUUACUAUGCUUCGCUAUUGCUCUGGCCACUUCAGCAACGACACGUCGUCGUCCAACUAAAACACCGGCACCAAAGUCGGCUUAUGCUUACUUACGUACUGUUCGUGGAAACAGUUCGUGUACUAGCGGAUCCUGUCCGUUUUGGGAAAGACACGGACGUUCGUUCGCUGCACUUCGAUGCUACUCUCAACAAUAUCAAGAGUGCACAUGCCUCCAUCGCAUGUGCUUUAGUUCAUGCAUGUUUACACGAGAAGUUUGUAAUCAAGAAAUGGUCUCAUGUUUACGACAAAUCUGUCCACGUUGUAUGCCACCAUCGGCAUCAGCUAUGUGUGCUGUUUAUGAUUCCAUGGCUACACGCGUAGCUGAAGCUCUAUCCAUCUUUGCUUGCUAUCCAUGCUGUGCGGUGUUUCAUACUACGACAGCCAAUACUACAAGUACACCUCCAACAACAACUCCUGUUGUUCCUGAAAGUUCAACAACAGAUCCUUUUGCAUUUACAGACGACAGUCUUGGUCCGUCAAAUUCAGAAAUUCCAGAAGUGACAGAUGAUUACUAUACUGGUAUCAUAAAUAUCAAUCCAACAAACGCUGUCCCAAUUAACAAUCAAAAUACUGGAUCUUUCCCGACAAAUAAUGGAAACAAUGGAAUCUAUACCAAUGGAAACGGUAACAUCUACCCAAACACAAACACUAACAGUAUUCCUAACACACCCGUCAAUACGAAUACUAAUGCUAAUGGAAACGGCAUUCCUAACACGAACACAAAUACUUUUACUAAUACCAAUGGAAAUGGUAUUCCCAACUCGAAUACAAACACUUUUACUAAUACCAAUGGAAACGGUAUUCCCAACUCGAACACAAAUACUUUUACUAAUACCAAUGGAAAUGGUAUUCCCAACUCGAAUACAAACACUUUUACUAAUACCAAUGGAAACGGUAUUCCCAACUCGAACACAAAUACUUUUACUAAUACCAAUGGAAAUGGUAUUCCUAACACGAAUACAAACGGCAAUACCUUUACUAAUGGAAACACAAAUGGCAACAUCUAUACCAAUGGAAAUCUAAACGGUAACGGUAAUCCCAAUGGAAAUCCCAACAUUAAUGCUCCUGUAAACACGAAUGCCAAUGAAAACGUUGUUCCCAACACAAACAUUAACACUGUACCAAAUACAAACACAAAUGGAAACCCAAAUACAAAUGGCAAUCCCAACAGCAACGGUAAUGGCAAUACCAAUGCAGGUGGAAAUACAAAUGGUGUUAACAGUGUGAACACUGCGAACGGUAACGGUAAUGGACUUAGUGGAAACUGUGUCGGUACUAAUAACUAUCCUGGCGUAGUCUUUCCUGGUAGUGAUGCAAUAUUCUACAACAAUAACUUUCCUCUUCGAAAUCAACAAACUGUGAAACAACGUAGACGUCAAACUGUUCGUGCAACAAAACGUCGUUCAUCAACAACACGUCGAGCAUCAACUUCAACUCGUCGAACGGCUCAAGCAAAUGGUACAGUUCGUGCUAACACUGUCAAAAGCAGUGUUCGUAAACCGGUGCAAGCAGCCAAAAAACCUCAAACAAACAAUCGUGUCAAAAGUUAA